Messenger RNA from Mirounga angustirostris (Northern elephant seal), 1077 nucleotides. Its product is annotated as threonylcarbamoyl-AMP synthase-like. Gene Ontology annotation, cellular component: cytoplasm. NCBI's taxonomy places the organism in Eukaryota, Metazoa, Chordata, Mammalia, Carnivora, Phocidae. Gene Ontology annotation, biological process: regulation of translational fidelity. Gene Ontology annotation, molecular function: tRNA binding; nucleotidyltransferase activity; double-stranded RNA binding. The record is from RefSeq and is a predicted model, not a curated record.
AUGGGUCGACUGACCUUCAUGGUGCUGAGGACUGACCUAAAUCCCGACAGCCCAUUUGUGUACAGGCUUGUACCCCGGUGUCAACACCGAAUUCUCAAAUUCCAUAUGGUUUUUAGUCCAGUGACAAGACAUUUUGACAACACAGCCAAAAGCUUCCUAAGUGAUACAUCAAAUUCAUCGUAUCUGCAGCUCAACUUAGUAUCUCCUCCUCCAAACAGCCUCCCCUCCUAUAACUCUAGCUUUAUUAAUAUCACCAUAGUUGACUCAUUAACCCAUGUCAGCACCCUGGGCAUCAUCCUUGACUCCUCCCUGAGCCCAGCUCAGGCAGCGCUGGGAGCCCAGCUGUUGCGGCUCCCGAGGAGCUGGGCCAUGCAGGCCAACAGCCCGGAUCACGCACGUGGGACCAAGGUGCUUUGGGCUGCCAUGGCCAAGCUGUGCCCCGGCACCAUGGUGGCCGUCCCCACCGACACACCGUAUAGCCUGACCUGCUUGGACCUGGGUGCCGUGUACCACCUCCAGGGCCACAGCCAGGCCAAGCUGCCAGCCCUCUGCCUGAGCCACAUGGCUGACAUCUUCAGGGACUGCCAUGUGAGAGUAUCCAAGGGGCUCCUGAAAGACUUACUACCAGGACCAGUGACCCUGGUGUUGGAAUGCUCCCAGGAGCUCAGUAAGGACCUGAACCACUUUACUCCUCUUACAGGCAUCUGGAUUCCUGACCAUUCCUUCAUGCAGGAUUCGGCUCAGGUGUUUGGGACACUAUUUUCUCUCACCAGUGCCAACCUCAGCUCUCAGGCCAGUUCUCAGAAUGUCUUUGAAUUCCAGUACCUCUGGCCUCAAUUGUCCCAGGUCAUUGAUGGGGGACCAACUGAGGAUGGCCACAGCCCUGAGUAUCGCCUGGGCUCAACUAUGGUUGACUUGUCUGUGUCUGGAAAGUUUGGCAUCAUUCAUCCUCCAACAGAAGUAGGGGCUCCUGCCCUCACAGGGAUCCUGCUUGUGAAUCCAGUAGAAGGGAGGACCCAAGGACUGAUGCUGGCCACUUUGUGUCUGUCCACUGGUGACCAGCAAGGGUUCAUUUAG